Molecule: messenger RNA, 4337 nt
Organism: Amoebophrya sp. A120
Lineage: Eukaryota; Dinophyceae; Syndiniales; Amoebophryaceae
Source: the annotation of a GenBank genome assembly
AUGCGACUGAUGGGCCACGCACCGCUGCCGCCUGACGUUGCGCCGCAUGUUCUGAUCAACAACAAUUCAUCUUCUACUGCGAUGAAGAACACUGGUGCUGUUGAAAGUAGUGUCAUCGCAUUUGGAGGACCACCAGCACAGGAAGGAUCACUCCCAGGAGCAGGAUUCAGCACGACUUCAGCAUCGACGACUAGAGUGAACGCUCUUACGAGCAGUCCGGCUGUUGGCGCGAAUUUCGCACCGUCCGCGUCGGCGCAACCAGGCGUUGCCCGCUCCAACAACCAAGAAUACUACCACCAGGCUGCGAUUUCUGCGUUCGAAAGGGGGUAUCAACAGGCAGCAGAGUAUGAAAUGAGAACACAGCAAAUCUAGCCGCGUAAUGAUACUAGUACAUGACCUCGGUGUAUAUCAAUGGGACUCUAUAUCAAUCUACGGGGAUGAUCCCCUGCUUUUCAACAUGCUGCAUGACAACUUGCAUGCUUGUUCAGUUCUGAUGUGGGGAAAUCGUCAUUUGUUCAUGCGUCGUGUUGCACAACCUGAUGUACGGUGGCAGGUUUGUAUUGCAUACUGAGCAGGCGAUGAUGCUAGCGGCCGCACAGAAGCAGGACGCACAAAAUACAAACCAGCAGCAACAUAAUGCACCAACUUCUGUCAACACAGCAUCUGCAUCCUCCGGACCUUCCUCUUCUUCCCCGGGACGUCUUGCAAUCAUGAAUCAGCAGCAACUAUAUAAUUGCGGCUCGAGUUCCUUGUCCUCUAGCCCCUACAGCUACAGCAAUAAUGCGGGAACAGAACAACCACGUCUAGGAACUACAUCGGCUGCUGAUCACGACAGUAAAAACUAUGGCGGAGCAGGACCAGUCCGUGAAAUUCCAGGUGCGACGAGCGCAGCGGCCUCCUCGCCCAACAAUAGUGACUGGAUGAUGUACAGUCCAGGAUUAUACAGCAAUGACCUCUUCAGUGCUCAGAACCGGAAUGGAUCAGCCUCGUCUGACGCGAUCUUUACUGGCUACCAAUCCUAUGCAAUGCGAAAGUAUCGUAGUCGUAUUAUUGCAAUACAAAUUACUUCUACUUCAGCAUGACAAAUGGAAUGUCUCAUGCUGAUUUAGCUUCAAGAAAACAUUUGUCUUGCAUGACUGCGACUAGUACGAGUACGAUACUUUUGCAAAGGAUAAAUCAUCGCCAGGACCAACAUUUUUUGCGGCAGAAGCCUUACAGCAAGACGCAGCACAACCGGGUAGUUUUUCAGGAGCAUAUCAAAGCAGUGUUUGUUUUUCCCCUUUCGCGCAUCCCUCUACUAGUACUUCCGCAGGUGUUCUUGGGCUUGGGCCCCAGCACAGCUCAGAGGGAGCCAUGGAGGUGGGUAGUACUGUGCUUACAACUUCUUGUUCCCCCGCACAAAAUGGAGAUUUCGAGCGGUCUGGGUUUUACGUGCCACACCGCCAACAAUUGGUGGAAGAAGACCAGGCACAGCAGCAGGUCUCGAGCCCUGCAAUCUUCGCAGAUGGUCCCGGCCGCGCAUCAUUUUCUAGCUCUACUGCGGGCACCAGUGCUUCCCUCCUGGCUGGCACGUGGAACGAACAGGGGUAUGGCUUCGCGGCUUACGAUAUCCAACGGAAAAAUCCCCCCUCCCCAUAUCGAAAUGGAAAUCUGUGAUGCAGGAUUUGAGGUACCAAGUCGACUUGUCAUGCUAGAAGGCCAAGAGCCGCAGUCGUGGUCUCGUUUGCAGGCAAUUUGUCACGCUGUUUCCCACUCUCAGCUGCCUCCUAUCAUGCUGAAGAUGCAAGGCUCCCCCUCCACGCCACCCAGCACUACAGUCCGCAUCUUUUCCCGUGUAGCAUGACAAAGCUGAUUUGUGACAACAAAGCUGCAUCACAGAUUUCCGUUUUGAUAUGGGGAGGGGGGAUUUUUCCUCUCAAUAUAUGAUGGGAAUCAAGGGAGCACUGUAGGACUAGGAGCCCCUGCUAGCAACAUUGCGGGAGCAACGACUUACCAGGAGCAACAGGCGGCCCGGCAUGCUGCUGGCACUGGUGGAUCUGUAGCUGGUCAACAGCAUUCUAUGAGUAUUAACACUGGCACCGCGGGACUUUAUUAUGCCAACGCUUGGUAAAUAUUUAUGUAUUAAAUUUGUUGAAUACUCCACUGGAGACCACGGAGAGCAGCACGAUGUAUGAUCACGAUAGGAACUACAAGCGAGACAACAAAAAUUUCAGCGCGACGCACUUCAUCUCCAACAGCCUCUGACAUUUAUGAGGAUGAAGUUACUUUUUGAUAAAAACGUUUUGAGUAGCGGCACCUUUUUAGAUAUAGAAGAGCCCGCACCAUCAACCCGGUGAUUGGCACAAAUAUGAGACGAGGGACAAGAUUUUUUUAUUGUCUUUUACCAAUUUUACACCGCAUACCUGGAGAUUUUUUUUUUAUACUUUUCCGCGCCCUGCUGGUGUUGCUUUCUCUCUUCUCGGCUUUUUUGCCCUGGGGAGGUGAUUGUCAUUGUCAACACUAGUUUUACAAUAGUAAGGGGCCGUGCGUACUAUUUUUCAAAAACAGGGAAAAAACUAUGACCCAGAAUAUUAGCCUGAGGUUCACAAGAACCGUGAAUUAUGUGGGUCGUAUUUCACUAAUCAUGUCUCUAGUUCAUACCGCAGUAUAAUCCUAUCCGAUAUAAAUCUAUACUUGACGAUCAAGUCAAUGUCAAGAAGACGCGCGUUUAAUACGCUGUGUCCUUUUUUGACGUCUCAAUCUCCCACCACGGAUGGGGAAGACUGCCCGCUCAUUUUAUUUUCUACGACAAUUUCAUCCCUUGUUUCGGGGCUUUGGUCUUACAAAGUCUGCACUUGAUGAGAGAUUAAAUUGUACUAAAAUUAUUUAGAAGAUGAGAUGAAAAACAUCACCCAGCUGCUUCCCCACGACUUUUCAAGUGAAAUAUGAGCUAUGAAAUACAAUUUUUACAACUUAUCAUCCCGAUACAAAUUUAGACCUAAUUUUUCUUGUCAGCCUGCGUGCUGCUUUGCUGCAUUUUGUUCCGAUUUAUAUGUAAACUGUAAAUUUACUACGACCACGCAAGAGGCUCUGUAGUAGAUGGCGCAACGGCGUGGCGGGCGUGGCUCUCCUGGAGGAAUAAAGUGAUAAUCUCAUCUUCUUGACCUGUUUUUGCUAACCUUGGCUAGUUAGCAGUGGGCGAAGGAAUAUUUUUUCACCGAGAUUCCAUCUUGGACAGCUAUGCUUGUCAUCGCUCAUCAGUGGCAAAAGCUUGUCAUCCGUCGAUGACGCAUGUUAAACAACCUUCAUCGCGCACAAAAUAAAAUCGGAGCAGUAUCAUGCUUGCAGCAUGCAUUAUGACCGUCAGAAGAUGCGCCGGCACUUAGCCAACGAAGUGCCUGUGAAUCUAUUCACCGAAAUGCAGAGCAGAGCGUGCAUAUAUUUCUCUACUUGUAAAUGCAGUUGUCAUCAGUGCCUGGAAUAUCUAGAUAUGAUUUUGGGUUCAGCAGACCAAACUCACUUUGCUUGUGUCUGCGUGUUGCAGCUAUACUUUUUCAUCUGUAAAGAAUAGAACUGUGGCAGUGGCAAGCUCGAAAGAUAUUCACUCCAUUGCAGAGUGCAAGUGAUCGCAGUUUUAUCGUGAGACGACUCUGCUCUAGAAGAAACACGAAGAAAGCAGAGGAAAAAAAGAGCCGGGCAGCAGGCUUCGAGAUGACAGCCGACGGAAACUUACCCUACUACUCGGCGCUUCUUUAUAUAUUGAAUAUUGAAGAUAGCACCACCAGCAGUUUUGUUUUAUCCUGUUGCUCCUUUGAAACAGCUAUCGAACUUGCAGCAAAUCUAGUACCGCUGGUAUGGGUAUGCAACUUUUUCUGGUCCUCAACGAGUUUUGCCACAAAACCUGAACUACGCGGAGAAGUUCGAGAAGAUACCAGUAACGCUAGCGCCACUUACUACAGCUAUCUAAUGUAACUGCGCUCGCGCGAGUUACUACUUUAUCCCUCAGCUUGAGGGAAAAGGAAAACGAAAAACUUCUAAGAAAAAACUAAACGAUUUGAUGUGAAGCCUCGUUUGUGUUAUCAACCAAAAAUCUUGAGAUGCUGAAUAACGAAAAACGAAAAUGCGAGGACGGUAUUAUAUUGUAUUACUGUGCUAGGGCUAUUGCAUCAAGGUGAAUGUUUCUUGUUCCAGCAGUAUGUUGAUCGUUUGAUUGACGAAGAGACCACUUCUACCUGUGGUUACCUCCGGUAUAAUUGUCAGCAUACGAGCACGCUGGAAGUAGCAGCUUCACGGAAUAGAACAUCAAAGAACUUUGUGGAUUUAUUUUCCAGAAUUUUUACCUGUCGUUCUCCUCGUAU